UUUUUCCUCCACCUUUGCUACACUCAGGUCGCCACAUUGCUCUAUCAUGCCUUCAUCUCAAACUUCGGAUCACAGUCAAACGGUCGCAGGCGAGGAAGCCGUUGCAGCCUGGUUGGAUUCCCUCCCUGAGUCCGACACGCACCUGAUCUACUCAACGUCUUCUACGACAAAGGAUUUUAUCGCGAAGCAGUUCGUCUCAGAGGCUCACGGUUUCAUAGGGCUAAUGAUAACAAUUGUUCGGACGUGGAUGGUAGCGGAUAGCAACUGCAGCGGUCCGCCAAAGGAGCUAGUUGACGCACUCCAUUUAACAGACACAGGAAGGCCGUUGAGGGAGGACGCCGUUUUCCUGUUCGGCAAACAUCCUCUACCACGGUUCCUUCUACUUGCGUGUGUACCGGAAUCGGAGCUCAACAGGCUAGAUGCUUUGUUACACGCUGGUUUCCAGCAAGAGUACAUCGGAGGGGCAUUGACGCGGUUCAUGACUGCCUUCGAGUUAUGCAAGGCGGACUACAAACCGCAGAGACACUACGGCCGCGUCAUUCCCAUCGUGCAAUCUAGCGGUUCUGGUAAAUCACGUCUGGUCAAGGAGCUUUCAAAGACACAUCCUCUCGUCAGUGUGUGCUUCCGAGACGAUGCUAAGCCCACGUCUGGGUGGCCUCCAGGUGAUGUACCUCCACAGGAGUUCUUCGCGCUGCAUGCCCGGACGAAACACUAUAAGGGCGAAGAACAGGCCGCUGCUUUCUUGGGUGCGCUGAUGGAGGUCAUCUCCGAGACGAUAGAUAUUUCCAAGAAAGAUAUACUGGCCGACUGGGAUCAUCCUGCACCUGGGGAGGAAGAACAAAGCUCUAGGAGACGACUUCUACAACUAGCCAUGGCUCGCGCCACCACCGUUCUAUCAACCCACACGUCUUGGCUAGAGUCGGAGCGCGAGUGGAUAACGCGCCUCAAAGAAAUGAGUUCCCGCACCUCUACGUCCCCAAAGAAAAUAGAUUUCCCUCUCACUACGUCUGUCGACUGGCACAAGAUACUCUUCCAGAAGUUCUGCACCAAGGGCUUCAAUGAUCUCAACGACAAGCUGGUGGCACUCGGACACGAUACUUUCUUCCUCACUUUGGAUGAAUGCGCUGCACUCGGCGAAACGACGGAGCCUGUUGACAUAGAUCCCUUGUCGCACAUUACUCUCAUCGCCAUGCAUAGGAUCCUCAAAGCAGCAGACACUCUGAACACCAAGGUUCAGUUUUGGUUUCUUCUCCUCGAUACGGACCCCAGUAGGUAUCUUCGCGAGCCAUCGGGACCACGGAACUCGUCCAGCCGCUUGGUUAGGCCAUUGUUGCCCCUCCCUCCGUUCGUGUAUCUUGGCUUUAAUCAGAUGGCGCAUGGAAUCAAGAUCAGAACGGCACGAGAAGCGCUCAGUAUCAAACAUCUUCAACGAUUCGGGAGACCAUAUUGGUCUACGUUACCCCCUUCCAUGGUAGUCCAAUCCGCGACCGAGAAGUUAUUCUGUGUAUCGAAAUACAGUCCUGUCAAGUUCUAUGCUGGAUAUGAAGAUCAUGCCUUUGCGGCAUUCGCUUCGCGCGCUGCCCUCGAGCUAUGUAACAAUGAGGCAGGAACACGUCUCGCAGCCGAAGACGUUAACCAUCACAUGCGGGUCGUGACUGCUAUCGUUGGCGAUAAAGUGGAGACCAAGGCCCCAUCGGAGCCCGCUCUCGCCCUUGCCGCAGCUACCGCGUUGACGGCUAACGAGGAGGUAUACAACACGGCGUUGAACACUCUGCUCAAUUUGAUCCUUAAAGACCUUAUUCACAAUCGCGGAGAUCAGGGCGAGCUCUGCAGUCGCCUGCUCUUCAUCCUUUCCCGAGAUCAGGCUGCCCUCUCAGUUCACGGAAAGUUCAUGGACGAACACAAGACCCACGUGCAUGCAGUCACACUCGCAGCUAUACUCGAGACGCUGCUCGGUCCACAGUAUGGUUGCCCUGACCCUAUGUCCCCGUUACUCCCCAAAAUCCGAACAUUCUGCCGCGCGCGGUUCGUCCAUUGGACGCAUUUCCAUACCCUGACGAGGACACUCGACGAGAUACCGGUUGAUCUGCUCGAGUGGGCGUGGUUCGUCGGCGCUGCUAUUCAGUGCGCGCAUAAUCAGCCCGUCAUCGACGGGUUCAUGGUUCAUUACUUCGGCGACCUCGACAAGCCAUACGAUCGGGAACGUCUAGGUAUCGUCGCCUGGCAGACUAAGGCAAAGGAGGAGAGCGCUGCGCACGAACUCGGGUCACUUCUCACCGUUCCGCCAAUCGUGUAUAAAGACGAGAAUGGUAUCGCGCGACGUGUCAAGGACGAGACGAUCGUAAUACUCAUGGACUUCCGUACUGAGAUCGGUGAGAGCGGAUCGGGGACCCAGCUAUUGCAUCGUCCAGCCGCCACUCCGUACGACGCACCGAACUUGAACAAGACACAAAAGGACAGGAUUUGGAACGGAUAUUGCGAUCCAGCGCGUGGAGAGAAAGAGCCGAAGAACUUCUUCGUUCAUAUUCGCGGUCGGGAACGGGAGCAGUACCCCGUUUUGAGGGAUUACAGCCGGCCGCUCCGCGACCUCUUUAUCAGUAGCCUGUUCGGAAGUCUGCCCGUGGGAUUGCAGUUAUUAGAGCAAAAGAUGGAUAGGCUGAUGAACCAGUUCGAGUAUUCCGGCGAGGACGAUUGAAAAGACUUUUGGGGUAUCCAGCUCUGAGAGCAAUGGUCGAUACUCUCUUUUCGCACCGCGUCGGUGAGCUGAACGAUACUAGAUAGAAAGAG
This is a messenger RNA of Stereum hirsutum FP-91666 SS1, 2787 nucleotides long. RefSeq lists its product as uncharacterized. NCBI's taxonomy places the organism in Eukaryota, Fungi, Basidiomycota, Agaricomycetes, Russulales, Stereaceae. The record is from RefSeq and is a predicted model, not a curated record. The transcript is spliced from 6 exons. The coding region runs from base 47 to 2695 and encodes 882 amino acids.